This is a messenger RNA of Eurytemora carolleeae, 1309 nucleotides long. Its product is annotated as transcription factor Sp2. The transcript has 4 exons. The record is from RefSeq and is a predicted model, not a curated record. The coding region runs from base 226 to 1029 and encodes 267 amino acids. Lineage: Eukaryota; Metazoa; Arthropoda; Copepoda; Calanoida; Temoridae. Gene Ontology annotation, molecular function: DNA-binding transcription factor activity, RNA polymerase II-specific; RNA polymerase II cis-regulatory region sequence-specific DNA binding. Gene Ontology annotation, biological process: regulation of transcription by RNA polymerase II.
AGACCUCCCAUUGGUUGGGGCUAAAUGAUGCUGACCAAUAGGAGUAACGUAUUUACCCUCUCUCACACCCCACAGUGUGGGGGAUCAGUGACAAAUUGGUAGUCAACUAGAUCAGAUUACACAGACAACAUUAUUUUCAAACUCUAAACUAGCCAGUUUUCACCGAAAACACACAUUUUUGAUGUUUAUUUGAAGAAAAAACUAAGUGAAUCGGAAAUUAGAGAGAUGAGCGAAGGGAAAAAUAGUUCAAAGUCUGUAUUUCGUCCAUGGGACGACGAGAAGGAAAGAUGUCACGAUGUUGAAAUAUCAAAAAUAAAAGACGAGCCCAAGGACAGUUUAGACGAAUCAUCUUCAAUCGAUGGUCUACUCGUCCCAAAGACCGAAAUUAAAGAUGUUUAUAGUCAGGGUUCGGCUCCGGAUGGUGGUAUGAAUCCAGCUCCGGGUUCUGGGUUGAGCACAGGAGAAAUAAACGAACUACGUCUCCGACAACUGGACAGUUUAUCCAUAGCAUACAGAGGAAUACACCUUCAGAAUAGGCCAUUAUUGCCUGGAAUGUCUGAAUUUCUACAAUAUUCAGGCAGUAGGUUUCCUAGACCUGGCUGCCUGGAUCCAAGCCUAGACCUGGACUGGCAGAGUGCCUUUAACUUGGAACGUAAAGUGAGACCUAAGAAGUUUAAAUGUGAUGUUUGCGGGGCAGGGUUUAGUAAUAAUGGUCAACUGAGAGGACACAUUAGAAUUCACACAGGAGAAAGACCGUUUUCCUGUGAUUUUGCCGGAUGCGAGAAAAGUUUCACUAGAAAUGAGGAAUUGACAAGACACAGAAGAAUCCACUCCGGAGUAAAACCUUUCCUCUGCCCAGCUCCGGGCUGUAGGAAACAGUUUGGACGGAAGGAUCAUUUGAAGAAACAUGUGAAGACUCACGAUAGAACCUUGGAACACUCCUUUCCGCUGUCUCCGCUCUGCGCUCUUCUGCCACCCUUCUCCCUAUACCCUAGACCUCCAUUAAUACUACCAAGAAGGCAGUUGUAACCAAUGUUUGUCAUACUAAUCAUUAUUAGAACCAGUGUAAGAGCAAUAAAAAUCUGAAUUUAUAAAAUGAUAUAAUUGAUCCCUAAAUUUACAUCACAUAAGUGAUCUGGAUGUUUUGACCAUAUUCCUAAACUUUGAAGAAUACAAAAUAUGUAUUUAGACAAAACACAAAAAAAAUUUACUGAUUUUUUGGAAAAGAAAAUUUUUUCCAUGACGGGGAAGGGGGGAGGAAUCAGUUAAAUAACUCAUGGCUUAUUUCUUCGAACAGAAGUAACUUGUA